Vairimorpha ceranae is the source of this 396-nucleotide messenger RNA. RefSeq lists its product as hypothetical. The coding region runs from base 1 to 396 and encodes 131 amino acids. The transcript has a single exon. The record is from RefSeq and is a predicted model, not a curated record. NCBI's taxonomy places the organism in Eukaryota, Fungi, Microsporidia, Nosematidae.
AUGAAUUUUGAAGAAUACACUCUUGAAGAACUUAAAGGGGUACUUGCAAAUUUCACAGAAGGAUCAGAUCAAGACUACAAAGAAGAUAUUAUUCUUAAUGAAAUUAAUAAUUCAAAAUCUACUAUAAAAAAAGAAAUAAAUUCUAACAAAAAUAUAAUAAAUUUAUUAAAAGAAUUAAGCAUGAAAAUAGAAAACAUGAAAAAAGAAAAUGAAAAAAUGGGAUUAGAAGAAUGUUCAAAAUGUAUAAAAUUACUUAGUAAAAUACAAAAUGAUAUACAUUUGAUUAAAUCAAAAGAAUUAAAGAUACAAAAAAAAACAAAAGGAGUUAAGAUGGCCCUUGUUAUUAGUACAUUAUUAUAUGUAUUUAAUUAUUUAUUAAAAAAAAUGUAUUUGUAA